Molecule: messenger RNA, 772 nt
Organism: Nilaparvata lugens (brown planthopper)
Lineage: Eukaryota; Metazoa; Arthropoda; Insecta; Hemiptera; Delphacidae
Exons: 4
Coding region: 233-751 (172 amino acids)
Source: RefSeq, a predicted model, not a curated record
CAUUUUUGUAUGCACUUGGCAAGAGUGUGGAAGCGCCAUGAAAAGUUUUUUUUGUCAUUCAUUAAUUUUACGAUUUCAACAACACUGUUUCACUUGAAUUAAUAUUUCAAUUUUUCUAUAUCAAUAGGACUUUUUAUAGGCUACCUGUUAUUGAUAUUAUAGUUCCUUAUUCUUGCUUGCAAAUGGCUGAAGAAGCAUGCAAUUCCCUCCUUGAAACUGUUUCUGGUGAAAUAUGAAGAACAUCAAGACUACAUUUAUAAUUUGCCUGUCAAUCUCAAUUGCAUUUGGAAUUGAACCAGCUUUUGGAGUUGAAUAUGGACCUCAAUUCGAAGAACUGGCACCAGUCGAUCCGCCCAAACAGGAAAUUAUCGAGGAGAAGAAUGAGGAUGCACCGACCGAUGUUAUAUCAUUGAGUAACUUCAUUAAAGAAUUCCACCAAAGCCUCUCCAAAGAUCUGUACUCGUUGUACUCAACUGUGAAGAGCAAAAUACCUCCACCAACUACCGAAGAAACGUCUACGGAUGUUAAAAGGAAGGAAACUCCAACAUUUGAGUCGGAUGCAGAUGACAUAGUAACUUUCGCCAGCAACCAUACCAACGGCAGCAGUAACUCAACAGUCGAUAAAGUUGGCGAAACUAAAUCGGCUAGCUCAAAUUCUACUUUGAUAAAUUGCAAUAUUGACAGACAACAGAAUAGUCUUACUGUUGAGGUGAGUAAUAAUAUGUUAUCAAUUACAAUAAAUACAUUGUAGACGUAUCUGUAUACAGCCAGU